CCCGCGCCCUGCCCGGCCUGCUCUCACACGCAAGGAGUCGAGCCGGGGCUGAGCAGCGGGGCCAGCGGGCUGGGUAUCAUCCAACAGCACUCGGUGGACCUGGGAAUGCUGGGCCGCGACGCUUCAGCCUCGCUCGGUGCCGCCGUCGACAUUACCGUCACCCCGGCCUCCUCCCUCCCCUGCAAUCUCACCUACUCGCAAGGUAACCUGACGGGAUGUCUGCUGGCGCCGCAGGAGAUGGACUACCUACGUAAGGAGAUCGUGAGCAGCCUGCGCAACGAGCUAAGAGACAUGCUGCGCGACGCCCUCACCCGCGCCCUCACGCCCACCACCACCAUGUCCUCCCACACCUACUACUCCCCGACGCCCACGCCCAACCCAACUCCACAGUUUGUCACUCCCCACAUGACCACGCCCCAGUUUUCGCUCCCGGCGCCGCCCUCCCAGCCUAUCGCUCCCAGCGGCCUUCCCUCACCCACCUCCUCCACCGCACCGCCACAGUUCCUCGUGGCGGAUUCAUCCUCGGGUGGUGACUCCUGUGGUGCUCAAAGACUCUGUCCCAGUCCCAGUCCCCAGCCAGUAACCAGGUCCACGCCCAGCCCAGUCCCACAAGCCCACAGCCCAACGCAAGCUUGCCCGUCCCCUCCCAUCGGGGCCAGCGGCGGCGUUGUGCACCGGACCGUGCAAGAGCCACAUCCUGCAGCAGCGUCUAAGUCUCCCACUUCUCAGGACAUCCUCCUUCGCCCACCAAAUGAGUCCGACCGUGUACACACUCACAUGUACACCCAGCUGUAGGUGUUACGUGGUGCACGCAGAGCUCAUAGCAACAAACAGCUGCCGGACGCUAUUUCUCACAAUGAGGUGCUCGUUGAUGUCUCUCGUUGAUGAUCAUAUCCGUCGAGUGAAGGUCAGCCGCUGGAACGCCACGCUCACUCACGUCCAGGAUGAAUACACCCCCGGUCACGCACAGAGUAACCAACUUUCACACGCCCUCAACCACACAAACAAAAAAACUUACGCAAUAUCCGGAUGACGAAGUUGAUGUAGUAGGUGAUGUGUGAGAGGCAGAAAUUAUGGUGUUUAACAUAAUGGUGGAGCAUUCAGCUGCCUGCAUACUGGAGAAAUCACAGCUCUAAUUUUAAAGUAAUUUCUUUGUUGGCGAGGUGCCUUGUUCAUCACAUAAAGAGGAGGGGAAACAGGAGAGGGAGAUGGAGGAGGAAGAGGAGGAGGAGGAGGAGGAGAAGGAGGAGGAGGAGGAGGAGGAUAACUGGAGGAGGAGGAGGAGGAGGGAAAAAAAAAAUAAGCUAGAAACGACUUCGGAAACAGGACAAAAGUUGAAAUAUUUAGACCUUUUUACUUCUCUACGUCGUCUAUCUGAUAGUGUCGGAAAGCACAACCUUCAGCAGGUCUCUGUUAGGAUCAAACCCACACAGCAGUGGCGGUGUCUUGCAUGGCUACGUUGAGAAUCUUGCAGAAACUGACAAUAAUGGAACGUGGAGGCGGACGACUUACGACUGCGAGUCCUUGGAAUGGCAAGUGUCUGAAGGAGUCAUUAACUGCCAAGAACGAGUUAGAAAAUGAUGGAGCCAAAGUGCGAGUAUUUAACGUGUACGGUGGACGGCUAGAGUGAACCGCGAGGAUUUAAGAGUUAGUGUGUCGUGUUGAGUAGGGCGGGUCGCGUAUAGAGGCAGGCCGCGUUUGUAGAUAGGCCGCGUAGAGAGGCGCAUGUAGUGUUACUUACGUACGUAUAUGAAUCAGAGUGAGCCACUGGUGUGCGUCGCGCUGGGUUAGCGACACGUAUUAGGAAACUGGCAUCGCUGUAGAUAGAGCAUUAUUGUUCUCUCUCUCUCUCUCUCUCUCUCUCUCUUUCUCUCUCUCUCUCUCUCUCUCUCUCUCUCUCUCUCUCUCUCUCUCUUAAUGAACGAUUUUGUAGCCAUUUUGUAGUAUUAUGACGCGAAAGUGAGAGUGUGUAUGCAAAAAAAGAAGCGCUUUUACCUAAUGACACACACACACACACGCAAACACACACACACAUACAUACACACACACACACACACACACACACACACACACACACACACACACAUACACACACACACACACACACACACACACACACACACACACACACAC
Messenger RNA from Scylla paramamosain (green mud crab), 2133 nucleotides. RefSeq lists its product as uncharacterized. The coding region runs from base 106 to 795 and encodes 229 amino acids. Lineage: Eukaryota; Metazoa; Arthropoda; Malacostraca; Decapoda; Portunidae. The record is from RefSeq and is a predicted model, not a curated record. The transcript is spliced from 3 exons.